CACUCAUUCUCUCUCUACGCCUUACAAAUCUGUCGAUCCCCCCAUCGAAAGCCCUCGCUCUCUCCCCCCUCCUCUAAAUCACCCAGCUUCCCAAUCGCAGAGAGAUUCUUCACCUUUGAUUCAUCGUCAUCUUGGUUUAUGAGCUCGAAGGAGAGACCCACUCUCGGAGGCACGCGGAUUAAGACCCGCAAACGGAAUAUUGCAGCUCCACUGGACCCUGCAGCAUUUGCUGAUGCAGUGGUCCAGAUUUAUCUGGAUAAUGCUGGUGAUCUGGAACUUGUUGCCAAGAGCAUUGAAUCCUCAGACCUUAAUUUUUCAAGAUACGGUGACACCUUUUUUGAGGUAGGCUCCUUAAUUCUUUGUACAAUUUGAUAGAUUUUGAUGUCUUAUAUCAAAAAGAAAAAAUGGCAGUAUACUACAUUUGUUUU
This is a messenger RNA of Carica papaya (papaya), 428 nucleotides long. The record is from RefSeq and is a predicted model, not a curated record. NCBI's taxonomy places the organism in Eukaryota, Viridiplantae, Streptophyta, Magnoliopsida, Brassicales, Caricaceae.